AUGUCCAAUAAGGCUCUUGUCUUCAAAGCGAUCCCCCAGGGCUACCCCGUCCCCGGGGAGCACCUGACUAUCGAGCCCGCCGCCUAUGACGCCAACGUCGAGGCUCCGGCCGAUGGUGUCGUCCUGAAGUCGCUCUACACCAGCUACGACCCCUACAUGCGUGGCCGUAUGCGCCCCGUUGAGGUCAAGUCCUAUGCCCCCGCCUUCGAGCUCAACAAACCCAUUGAGAGCGCCAGCAUUGCCAAGGUCAUCCGCUCGAACAGCGCCAACUACAAGGAGGGCGACCUGGUCAUUGGCCACGUUCCCGUCCAGGAGGUCGUUGCCCUGGAUGGCAAGAACCUGGUCCGCAUUCGCAAGCUCGAGAACCCCCUCGGCCUCGAGGAUAUCCGUGUCUUCUUGGGUGCUCUGGGCAUGCCCGGCCUGACGGCCUACUCGUCUCUGUACGAGAUCGGCAAGCCCAAGAAGGGCGAGACCAUCUUUGUCUCCGCGGCCUCCGGUGCCGUCGGCCAGAUCGUAGGCCAGUUGGCCAAGCACGAGGGUCUGAAGGUCAUUGGAUCCGUGGGCUCCGACGACAAGCUCGAGUACAUCACCAAGGAGCUCGGCUUCGACGGUGGCUUCAACUACAAGACUGAGAAGCCCGCUGAUGCUCUGGCUCGCCUCGCCCCCCAGGGUAUCGAUAUCUACUACGAGAACGUCGGCGGCGAGCACCUCGAGGCUGCGCUGGACGCGAUGAACAACUUCGGUCGCGUCGUCGUCUGCGGUCUGAUUUCCCAGUACAACUCGGCCCCCUACCCCAUCACCAACAUCCACCAAGUCCUCGUCAAGCGUAUCACAAUGCGCGGCUUCAUUGUCGGCGAUGAGGGUAUGGGUAACGUUUACACCAAGGAGCACCAGGAGAACGUGCAGAAGUGGAUCAAGGAUGGCUCUUUCAAGGUGCUCAUCCACGAGACCCAGGGUAUUGACAACGCUGCCGAGGGCCUGGUUGGCAUCUUCUAUGGCAAGAACAAGGGCAAGGCUGUCCUGAAGUUCUAA
Messenger RNA from Penicillium cinerascens, 1032 nucleotides. RefSeq names its product MDR family NADP-dependent oxidoreductase. The transcript has a single exon. The record is from RefSeq and is a predicted model, not a curated record. Gene Ontology annotation, molecular function: oxidoreductase activity, acting on the CH-CH group of donors, NAD or NADP as acceptor. Lineage: Eukaryota; Fungi; Ascomycota; Eurotiomycetes; Eurotiales; Aspergillaceae. The coding region runs from base 1 to 1032 and encodes 343 amino acids.